Messenger RNA from Diversispora eburnea, 522 nucleotides. The record is from the annotation of a GenBank genome assembly. NCBI's taxonomy places the organism in Eukaryota, Fungi, Glomeromycota, Glomeromycetes, Diversisporales, Diversisporaceae.
AUGACAACAAAUUCUCAGACAACAAAUGUUCAGACAGAUAAUGAUAAUGAUAAUUCAUAUGAAAAAGGUACAUACCCUACCAUUACUAUUAUAGAUUCUUCUGAUGGUAGACAAGGUUUAGCUCUUGAUGAUAGAUCAAUGAACUAUUGUUGCGUUUGCAUUCCUGAACAUGUGGGAGUUGCUGCUAUUUUAUCCUUAUAUUCUCUAUAUGGAAUUUUGAGCUGUAUUGCUAGUUUCGCCGGUUUAACCAGUAAUUUUUUCGGGAUACUCGCACUCAGACAGGAUAAUGUUAUUGCGAUGCGCCGUAUAUCAAUUGCAAUUUGGGUUAUUACUGCGUUUUUGUUUAUUUAUACCACGAUCGAUUAUAUUAUUGAAAUAGUCGUUAAAGAUGAAUCCAUAAAUAGAUGUCAAACAGAACUUACAGGAGAAGAAAAUAACAUUGAUUGUGUCCAACUUAUCAAUAUGUUUUUGAUUAAAGAGGCUUUUAGAGUUCUCUUUAUAGAAUUCUUCUCAGUACGUUAA